AUGCAAACGACAACAACCCCUUUAAUUCAUCACCAGCAGCAGCAGCAGAAGCAGCAGCAGCAGCAGCAACAUCACAACCAGCAGCAGCAGAAGCAACAGCAGCAGCAGCAGCAGCAGGUGAACCAGCAGCAGCAGCAGCACCCGAAGCAACACCAGAAGAAGCAGCAGCACCACCACCAGCAGCAGCAGAACCAGCAGCAGCAGAACCAGCAGCAGCAGCAGCAACAGAAGCAGCAGCAGCAGAACCAGCAGCAGCAGCAGCAACAGAAGCAGCAGAAGCAGAACCAGCAGCAGCAGCAGCACCAGAAGCAGCAGCAGCAGCAGCAGCAGCAUCAGCAUCAGCAGCAGCAACAGAAGCAGCAGCAGCACCAGCACCAGCAGCAUCAGCAGCAGCACCAGAAGCAGCAGCAGCAGCAGCAGCAGCAGCAGCAGCAGCAGCAGCAGCAGCAGCAGCAGCAGAAGAAGAAGAAGAAGAAGGGAAGAAAAACAACUAUACAUAAACAGCAGCAGCAGCAGCAGCAGCAGCAGCAGCAGGAGCAGGUAGAGGAGGAGAAGCAGCUGCAGCAGCUGGAACGAGAAGCAACAGCAGCAGCAGCAGCAGCAGAACCACCACCAGCAGCAGCAGCAGCAGCAGAACCACCCCAGCAGCAGCAGCAGCAGCAGAACCAGCAGCAGCAGCAGCAGCAGCAGCAGCAGCAGCAGCAGCAGCAGUGGUUGCUUCCUUUCUAUACUUCUAUUCUUCGUUGUCUUUAUCCUCCUGCUGCUGCUGCUGCUCCUGCUGCUGCUGCUGCUGCUGCUGAUGGUGGUGGUGGUGGUGGUGGUGGUGGUGAUGGUGGUUGUGGUGGUGGUGCUGCUGCUGCUGCAGCAGGAGAAAUAGCAGCAGCAACAGCAGCAGCAGCAGCAGAAGCAAUAGUACCAGCAGCAGCAGCAGCAGCAGCACCAGCAGCAGCAACAGCAGCAACAGCAGCAGCAGCAGCAGCAGCAGCAGCAGCAGGACGAUGGAUCCCUUGUACUUAUUACACGCAUCAGCAGCAGCAGCAGCAGCAGCAGCAGCAGCAGCAGCAGCAGCAGCAGCAGCAGCAGCAGCAGCAGCAGUAG
Molecule: messenger RNA, 1098 nt
Organism: Eimeria mitis
Lineage: Eukaryota; Apicomplexa; Conoidasida; Eucoccidiorida; Eimeriidae
Exons: 5
Coding region: 1-1098 (365 amino acids)
Source: RefSeq, a predicted model, not a curated record